Messenger RNA from Ornithodoros turicata, 2416 nucleotides. RefSeq names its product acetylcholinesterase-1-like. The transcript has 3 exons. Bases 4 to 1995 code for a protein of 663 amino acids. Gene Ontology annotation, biological process: choline metabolic process; acetylcholine catabolic process. Gene Ontology annotation, molecular function: acetylcholinesterase activity. The record is from RefSeq and is a predicted model, not a curated record. Gene Ontology annotation, cellular component: plasma membrane. NCBI's taxonomy places the organism in Eukaryota, Metazoa, Arthropoda, Arachnida, Ixodida, Argasidae.
GACAUGAAAACGUGGUUAGCAUGCCUGGCUGUGGGUCUCGUGGGUCUCAUCGCCAUUUCCAUCGCCACCUGCAUUCUCCGGUUGCCACCUGAGGUGUUUGCCAGGAUCAGUAGCGAUGUGGAAGAAGAGCCACCUCGGAGGGGGAUCAGGCACAGCGAUGACAUUGUCCUCUUAAGUGUGAACAGCGUCAACGCGACAGCUGACAAGGAGGUUCUUCUCGUGGUUGCCCCUGAAGACGAGGUGGAUGUGAACGUUCGGCGUCCUCAGCAGCAAGCUGACGAAUCACUUCAAGAUAUUCGCCACGAUUCUUCAUCUUCACAGUCCUUCUGGCCGUCACAGACGUUACCCGAGACAACGACCAGAGGGGACAGUAUGAAAGACGACAGUGUUCUACAAACUACGGCGUCAGAAAGUGGCGGUCCUCUUGUGCAGACCAGCACUGGUCUUGUCGAAGGCAUUAAGAUGGACGUCCAUGGAAGAAUGCUUGACGUGUUCCUAGGAAUACCAUUCGCAGAGCCACCAAUAGGAGAUCUACGCUUUAGGAAACCAGUAGCUGUCCGCCCAUGGAGUGGGAUGUACAAUGCAUCUCGAAUGGGACCUCCAUGUUAUCAAGUCUUUUAUUCGUCUACGUGGGAUUGGGCGAUACCUAAACGAGACUAUAGUGAAGACUGUCUUCACCUCAACAUUUGGGCUCCGUCUUGCAACCAGACAAAGUGCCCGCUGAAACCUGUGCUUAUUUUUAUCUACGGUGGUGGGUUUAACAUCGGUUCCACCGACUGGGAGUUCUACGACGGCAGGAUGCUAGCAGCCUACGGUGAUGUGGUCAUGGCGUCUAUGAACUACCGCCUCGGACCUCUCGGAUUUCUCAACGCCGGGAACGACGAAGCUCCUGGAAAUAUGGGACUUUUUGACCAGAACAUGGCUCUGAAGUGGAUACACACGAAUGCGCGUGCCUUUGGGGGAGAUCCCAACCAUAUCGUCCUGAUCGGCGAAAGCGCUGGAGCAGUGUCGGCUGGAAUGCACCUCAUUUCACCCCUCAGUAAGCAUAUGGUGAAACGGGUGGUUCUUCAAAGCGGAAGCCCCAUGUGGGACACGCCUGACAACACAAAGGAUGGUCCUAAGAAAGCGGACGAGUUGGCCAAUAUUUUCCACUGCUCCAACGACACGCACAAUUUCGAGUCGCACCCUAAAGCUGUAAUUCGUUGUCUGAGAGAUGUAGACGCGUUGACACUGUUCCGAACGGGAGAGAAAGUGCUUGGAAAACGGAUGUUGACGUACCAACCACGUCUAGGCGACGAAUUUAUCCCCAUAAACCCCCAGGAAGCGCUGAAAAAGGGUCUAUUCAAAGAUUCCAGCGUCCUCCUCGGGGUAAACAAGGACGAAGGCAGUAUAUUUGUCGCCAACAGUCUGCCGCAAAUUUUUCUGAACGAUGCCGCACCAAAUAUCACGACGGAUGAAGCAGCGUUCUACACGAUAUUUUUCUUUCAGUACCUGAUCAGGCAAGGCACCAGGGACAUCCGCGACCAUUAUUAUAAGAACCUCAAGGAUGCUGAUUUCGACACGGUGCGACAAACAUUUUACGACGCGAUCGGAGAUUAUCUUCAGAUUUGUCCAACCAAGUACUACGCCGAAGCGUACUCCAAAUUCAACAACAGUGUGUACUUCUACUACUACACGCACCGCCCAAGUAAUAGUUAUUGGGCAGAGUGGCUGGGAACGGCCCACUUUGACGAAGUGGAGUUCAUCUUCGGUCUUCCAGUAAGGUUUCCCGAACAGUUCACCAACCAGGAGGUCGAGUUCUCUCGAACAAUGAUGGAUAUUUGGUUAACAUUUUCAAAAACUGGGAAGCCCCCUGCUGUGAAUGGCCUUACGUGGCCGCGGUUCACUGAGGACAAUGAUGUCCACCUGGAGCUAAACCCCAAGCAGUACCGCAUUGGAAAAGGAUUACACAAGAGCCACUGCCACUUUUGGAAGAAAUACAUCGUGAAGUCCUGAUGUGGUACGGCGCUUAGAAAGCGUGUAUAAAGCUUGCGUGGAUCUCUCAUAGGCCGAAAUCGCCAAGAGUCCCGAACAUGUUCCUGGAAAAUACCAAAGUCUACCUGAGGUGGACGGGACCAUUCAGGCACAGCCAUGUUUGCGCACAGCAAUACCAUUCGCGUUGGAGGAGCAAUGCAAGAGACAGUAUUCUUCGUCGAGCGUUGCGAAACGCUGUGAAACAGGAAGCUCAUUUGUAUGCAUGUGUGUCAUCAACGGCAAGCAUUUCUACAACUUCGCCGCUUCGUAUCGUAUCACAUAAGUUAUUUCCUGUACAAACAACCUCCAGAGGCAUUCUCAGUGUCUGGGUUCGCGGAACAUCAAAGUUUGCAUCGUGUACAAAGUCAACGCUCAUCUUCGCAAUAAAUAUCCCUGGAAUCAU